UAGUGUGAAAGUUUGUGAAGCUCAACAUUUGGAGUAAUAGUGUAUAUAGUAGAGUUUGCAAGGAUAAUGGAAACAGAGUUCUCAUCGAUGCUGGUGCAACUGUCUGAUGCCAUCAGCAAGAAAGAUGAAAAGUAUGUAGACCUGUUGAGGGUUCUGUACAGAGAUCUUGCAAAUGUUAAAUCAGAUUUAGAGAAAGCUAAUUCUGCAUUUGAUUUAUUUCAAUUGCUUAUAGCACCUGGCAUUUUGAAGCCAACAGACAUUUCAGUUUUGUUUGAAACAAUUGAACUAACUGGAUUGAAAUAUUUGAAAGAUAUAAUCAAGAUAUAUGAGACCUAUCCUGAUGAAGUGAAGAUCACUCGGUUUUCACGACAUCGUCAACAGGUUGUUGCUCUGGGAAAAGACUUUUCAGUUAAGGAUAUCCAGAAAGUUAGUCAGUUGUACGAAGGAAAUUUUUCCUGCCCAUGGAAACUGAUUCAACAUCUUGAAGAUAAAUCUGUUUUAACCGAAAAUAGCAUGUCAUCAUUUCUUCAAUGUUUGAAGGAGAAUAAAGUAAAUGAAGAUUUUACUCAACUGCUUGUGAGAAUAUCAGAUGCAAUCAGCAAAGAAGGUGAACAGUAUGUAGAUAUGUUGAGGGUUCUUUACAAAGAUCUUGCAGAGAUAAAAACAGAAUUGGAGAAAGCUAAAUCUGCCUUCAAUUUAUUCGAAAUACUAAGAGUCGCUGACAUUUUGAAAGCAACAGACAUUUCAAUUUUAUUUGAAACAAUUGAAAUAACUGGAUUAAAGUAUUUGAAGGACAUAGUCAAGACAUUUGACACAUAUCCAGAUGAAGUAAAGAUCACUCGAUUUUCAGCACAUCGUCAACAUCUGGUUGCUCUUGGAAAAGACUUAUCUACCAUAGAUAUUCAAAGGAUUGGUCAGAUGUACGAAGUUCCAGAUGACUUCUGUUCUAAUUCAUGGAAACUAAUCACAUUUCUAGAAAGUGAGGGUAUUGUUUCCAAAGAUAACUUGUCAUCGUUUCUCAUGAAUUUGAAAAGAGUUGACAAGUCAGGACAAUCAGAACAACCAAGAAGGUCAAGGGCAGAUGAAGAUAUAAUUAUCAAAGGUUCCCUGAUGACAAGGCAGAAAGAAGUGUAUCAGAAUGUGAAUAGAAUGACACCAGCAAUCUGGCAUAAAUUUCAUGAAUUAGAUAUUGCAGAUGUUUUUACUGAACUCAGCUUACUGCAAUCUAAAAAAGAAGACAAAGAAAAACAAGACAAGUCAACAUGUACAAAAAAAGAAGGUAGACCCACAUCAUUACCAGAGGCAUUAGAGGUUAUUAAGUCAACAGAUUCUUGUAAGGUAUUAAUAACAGGGAAGGGGGGAAUGGGUAAGACUACCCUCCUUAAAUAUAUUGCUCAUCAGUGGGCUACUGAUGAUGAACAUGUCUUUGCUGAUAAAUUACUGUUUCUGAUAAAUAUCAGGGAAAUUAAAGAAAGUAAACCAUUCUUGGAGAUAAUUAUGAAUGAAAUUGAUUCAAAAGAAAUAAUUUAUAGGAACAAUUUGUCAUGUGACUCAUUUAACCCAGUUGAAAGGUUCUUGGUCAAACAUGACAAUGAAAUAAUAUUUUUGUUAGAUGGAUAUGAUGAGUUAGAAAGAAAUGCUAAAGACCCAAUUGAUCUAUUUAAAAAAAGAGAAUUGCGAAAAAGCAUGGUAGUGAUAACAUCUCGACCUGACAACACAGCUGAUUUGAUUAAAUACUGUGAUGUACAUAUUGAAGUGAAGGGAUUCAGUCAAAGUAACAUAAAGAAGUAUAUUCAAAAUUAUUUUCAUUCAAUCAGUAAAAUCAAAAUUGGUAAUUCUUUAAUAAAAGAGUUUGGACUUGAUUCAGAGUGUCCAUUUUCUUGGGGUGGUAAUCACAAAGAAGCAUUUGCAUUGUGCUCCUCUCCACUGUUAUUGCUUCACAUUUGUACCAUAUGGGAAGAAAAACGUGUUCUUCCCACAUACUUGCCCGAUCUUUUUAAGGAACUCAUUUGUUGUAUUUUAAAUCAGUAUCUAAACAGGGCUGGCAUAAAAUCGGUAAUUGCCAAUUUUGAGAGAAUUCCAGAUCAAUACAUGUCUGCCAUUUUAAUUUUAGGAGAGUGUAUGUAUAUAGGACUAAAGGAAAAUACACUGUCUAUUGACAAAUUUGUUUUGUCAAAUAUGGCAAAGGAUAAAGAAUUAUUAAAUUUAGCACUGGAACUUGGGUUUGUUUAUAAUGAUACCCCUGCUAAUCCAGGGAAAGUAAAGGAGAUGUACACACCCCCACAUAAAUUAAUGUCAGAGGCACUAGCAGGGCUGUACCUGUCUACAGAAAUUCAGAAAGUGAGUUUAAAGGUUGAGUAUGAGGAAAUCAGAUGUAAUGCUUAUUUAAAUAUGACGAGGAUGUUUGCAAUAGGAUUUUUAGGUGCUGAUGCUGAUAAGUUGCUGAAACCAUGGUUAAUAAUCAGGGCCUCAAAUUAUUGCUCAAUAGUACAAUGUUUAAAAAAUGUAAAGAAAGAGCAUGAAGAUGAUAUUUUAGUGAAAUUGGAUAAGCACAUGUCCAACGAUAUGAAAGCACAUAGUGAGCAAAUGUUGGAGUCAUUUAGAAGUCUUAUAAAUGAUGGCAGAGACAUAUCAAGUAUGCAUUUAUUCAAACUCAUGAAAAGAUGUAGCAUUGAAUAUGGUCCUUACAGGCUUGAAGCAGCAGCAGUAUCUUUGAUAAGUAGGUGCAGGGAAAGGCAGUGCCAACUUGUUGUACAUACCUUAGUGUUAUUACAAGUAAUGAAUCAGUAUUUGACACCUGACCUUCUACUUAAUUGUAUUUCAGAAUGGGAAAAAGAAGAAAUCAAUUUACUUUCAGCUGAGAUGAAAAAAAAUCAUUUUAUAUAUAAUUUGACUUCCAUUAGGUUUGGUUUUCAACUUAGUUCAGCAUUCUUAAUUCAUUUCCUUAAAUAUGCAAGUAACUUAAAGAUCUUGCGAUUAUGGAGUAACAAUAUCCAAUAUGCUAGUCACAAGUUGGUCACAGGUACUAUACUCAAUGCAGUUAUUAAUGAUUUGGACAAUGCCAAUAUAAAGUUAGAAUUAGAAACACUUCAUAUUAGUGACAGUGAUCUAAAUGAUAUUGAUGGAACAUUACUGGGAAAAUUAUUUAAAAUAGCUCCUAAAUUAAAAUGUCUAGAAGUAUGGGAGUGUAGGCUAUCAGGUUGUACUUUGGGGGCAAUGAUCACAGAAUGCCAGAACAGUGAAGAUACAGUAUGCAAUAGUCACAAGUUGGUCACAGGUGCUAUACACAAUGCAGUUAUUAAUGAUUUGGACAAUGCCAAUAUAAAGUUAGAAUUAGAAACACUUGAUAUUCAAGGCAAUGAUCUAAAUGAUAUUGAUGGAACAUUACUGGGAAAAUUAUUUAAAAUAGCUCCUAAAUUAAAAUGUCUAAAUGUAAGGGAGUGUAGGCUAUCAGGUUGUACUUUGGGGGCAAUGAUCACAGAAUGCCAGAACAGUGAAGAUACAGUAUGUAAUAGUCACACAUUGGUCACAGGUGCUAUACACAAUGCAGUUAUUAAUGAUUUAGACAAUGUCAAUAUAAAGUUAGAAUUAAAAAAACUUGAUAUUAGUGGCAAUGAUCUAAAUGAUAUUGAUGGAACUUUACUGAGAAAAUUAUUUAAAAUAGCUCCUAAAUUAAAAUAUCUAAAUUUAAGAAAGUGUAGGCUAUCAGGUGGUACUUUGAGGGCAAUGAUCAGAGAAUGCCAGAACAGUGAAGAUACAGUAGACCAUGUUUUGAAACACUACAGGCUUGUACUGAAGGACAAAGACCUUUCAGAUAGUGAUGGUACAUCAGUUGCUGAUUUAGUCAGGGUAGAUUGUCAUUAUGAAUUUGGUGAUUAUUAUGAUUAUGAUGAUGAUGAUGAUGAUGAUACAAUUUUCAUUCUGUGUGAUUAUUCUCUUACUUUUGAUAACAUAGAAAAGCUUGUUGAAUCAGUAGGUGAAAAUAUAACAUUGGAUUGGGAUAGUAUAGAUCUGAGUAGGAUUAACCUGUCUUCAGUAAGUGGAAUAACAUUAGCUCGCCUAUUUAAGAUGUGCCCAGGGCUGAAGUAUAUUGACAUGAAUUACUGCAGUUUAUCAGUCAGUAUUGUUAAUAAAAUUAAAGAAGAAUGUUGUAGGAUGAAUGUAGUAUUAAACGACAUCAUGCUUAGUCUAAAGGGCAAUGACCUUUCAGAUAUUGAUGGUAAAUCACUUGCAGAGUUUGUCAGGGUAAUUUGUCAAUUUGAUUCGGAUUAUUAUGAUUAUGUGAAUGCCAUUUUCAGAUUGAGUGAUUAUUCUCUUACAGCUGAUAACCUAGAACAGCUAGUAGAAUCAGUAGGUGAAAAUAUAACAUUGAAUUGGCAAGUGAUAGAAUUGACUGAUAACCUAGAAAAGCUGGUCGAAUCAGUAGCUGAAGAAAAUAUAACACUAAAUUGGCAAGUGAUAGAUUUGAGUAAUAUUAACCUAUCUUCAAUCAGUGGAAGAACAUUAGCCUGCCUUGUUAAGAUUUCUCCAGACCUGGUCCAUAUUGACAUGAGUUACUGCAGUUUAUCAGGCAGGAUUGUUUAUGAAAUGAUAGAAGAAUGCUGUGAGAUGAAUGUAGUAUUGGAAAAGUACAUGCUUAAUCUGGGGGGUAAUGACAUUUCAGAUAUUGUAAAUCACUUGUAG
Anneissia japonica is the source of this 4683-nucleotide messenger RNA. RefSeq lists its product as uncharacterized. The coding region runs from base 67 to 4683 and encodes 1538 amino acids. Gene Ontology annotation, biological process: regulation of apoptotic process. The record is from RefSeq and is a predicted model, not a curated record. Gene Ontology annotation, molecular function: protein binding. Lineage: Eukaryota; Metazoa; Echinodermata; Crinoidea; Comatulida; Comatulidae. The transcript is spliced from 6 exons.